AUGAUCAAGAAGAAGGUUGAAGCAUUCAAAGGAGAGAUGCAAUGGCUAUUUCACAUGAGCGAUCUAGGCCUUCUCUCCUACUACCUCAGGAUCAAGGUGAAGCAACACCAGGAGGCGGCGACUCUGGGCCAAGCCGCAUACGCCCAGAAGCUGCUCAAGAAGGCGGGGAUGCAGGACUGCAACUCUUGUCAGGCACCCGUGGAGGUGCGCCUGAAGAUGACAAAGGCGAGCAACACGCCAAUGGUCAACUCCACCAUGUGGCGCAGCCUGGUGGGCAGCCUGUGGUACCUCGUACACACCUGGCCUGAUAUCUCCUUCGCAAUUGGGUAUGUCAACCGGUACAUGGAGCAACCCCACGAAGAACAUCUGGCGGCAGUGAAGCACAUCCUGCACUACAUCGCCGGAACUAUCGACAAUGGCAUCGCCUUCCCCAAGCGCGGCUGCAAGCAGCACCAACUGAUCGGGUUCAGCGACAGCGACUUGGGGAGGGGGGAGGGGGGACAUCGACGACAGGAAGAGCACCACGGGAGUGAUCUUCUUCCUCAACAACAUGCCCAUCUCGUGGAUGUCUCAGAAGCAGAAGGUGGUGGCCCUUUCGUCCUGUGA
Panicum virgatum (switchgrass) is the source of this 606-nucleotide messenger RNA. RefSeq lists its product as uncharacterized. NCBI's taxonomy places the organism in Eukaryota, Viridiplantae, Streptophyta, Magnoliopsida, Poales, Poaceae. The record is from RefSeq and is a predicted model, not a curated record. Bases 1 to 606 code for a protein of 201 amino acids. The transcript has a single exon.